AUGGUCAAGGACACAGCAUACUAUGACGCGCUAGAGGUGCCNCCCACUGCCACUGAAGUCGAGAUCAAGAAAGCAUACCGCAAACUCGCCAUCCGCCUGCAUCCCGACAAGAACCCCGGCGACGAGACGGCCAGUGCCAAGUUCCAGGAAAUCGGCGAGGCUUAUCAAGUGCUCAGCGACGAGAAACUGCGCAAGCAAUAUGACGACUACGGCAAAGAGGGCGCAAUGCCCAACACAGGCUUUGGUAUGAGACCCGACACAGACCAUGAGCUACGACAAGAGUUGACGCCCAUACANGAGGACCCUUCCGAGAUGUUCAACGAGAUCUUUGGUGGCCACGCCUUUGCAGACUGGAUCGGCGAGAUCUCCAUGGUACGCGACAUGGAAAAGUCUAUGGAAAUCACCAUGCGUCACGAGGAAGAAAACGCUGCCGCCGAAGCAGAGGCCGAGGCUGCAGCCGCUACUGUCGACGAGAAGAAAGCAAGCAUGGACAAAACCAUCCACGAAUCCACCGCUCAGUCCCACGCCGGUGCUGCCGCCGAUCUGAAAGAUGGCAUGGAGAAGAUGAAGCUCGCCGAAGAGGAGCCCGCACCGCCCGCCUAUUCUCAGGACAGACCGAAGGGAGUACCCACACGUCUUGCCCUGACCGAUCGUGCCGAAGAAGAAGCUCGUAUGGAAGCCGCUGGCGUCACCGAAGCAGAGAAGAGCCUGCGUGCAAAGGAGAAGAAGAAGGGCGGUUUGACCAAGGAGCAAAAAGAGGAACUGGCUGCGUUCGAGGCCGAGCGGGAGCGUGCUCGUGGGGAGCGCAUCGAGGAUUUGUCCAAGAAGCUCAUCAACCGCGUCAGUGUAUGGACCGAGACCGACAAGGGCAAGGACGUUACCACCUCGUUCCGCAAGAAGAUGGAGCAAGAAGUCGAGAACCUCAAGAUGGAGUCAUUCGGUCUGGAGAUCCUACACGCCAUUGGUCAGACCUACACACANAAAGCCGCCACUUUCAUUAAGAGUCAAAAACCCAUUAUUGGUGGUGUGACCGGCUUCUUCUCGCGUCUAAAGGACAAGGGCACGCUCGUCAAGGAGACCUGGGGCACCGUCAGCACCGCUAUCAGCGCGCAGAUGGAGAUAGAAGAGAUGGCUCGCGCAGAGGAACGUGGAGGUGACGACUGGACCGACGAGAAGAAGGCCGACUUUGAGCGCCGCGUGACGGGCAAGAUUCUAGCUGCCGCAUGGCGAGGCUCUAAGUUUGAGAUUCAGAGCGUGCUCCGUGACGUCUGCGACAAGGUGCUUUACGACAAAACUGUCAAGGUCGACAAGCGGGUCGAGCGUGCCCAUGCUUUGCUCGUCAUCGGAGAUGUCUUUGCCAAAGCUGCACGCAGCGCCGACGAAGAGGGCGACCAUCUCGCCUUCGAGCAGCUUAUGGCUGAGGCUGCUCAGAAGAAGGACAAAAGAAGAAGGACAAGGAGCCCAAGGAACCUAAGGAAGCAAAGGAGCCCAAGGCGUAGGAAACCCCUUGAUCUGCCACGGCAUUCAUAA
Aureobasidium vineae is the source of this 1530-nucleotide messenger RNA. The record is from the annotation of a GenBank genome assembly. Lineage: Eukaryota; Fungi; Ascomycota; Dothideomycetes; Dothideales; Saccotheciaceae.